This is a messenger RNA of Trifolium pratense (red clover), 1394 nucleotides long. RefSeq names its product aldehyde dehydrogenase family 3 member H1-like. Bases 1 to 1317 code for a protein of 438 amino acids. Gene Ontology annotation, biological process: aldehyde metabolic process. The record is from RefSeq and is a predicted model, not a curated record. The transcript has 9 exons. NCBI's taxonomy places the organism in Eukaryota, Viridiplantae, Streptophyta, Magnoliopsida, Fabales, Fabaceae. Gene Ontology annotation, molecular function: aldehyde dehydrogenase (NAD+) activity. Gene Ontology annotation, cellular component: cytoplasm.
AUGGUGUUUGACGGAGAAGCGGCGGCGUCGUUGGUGAAGGAGCUGAGGUUGAACUUCAAUUCCGGUAAGACAAAAAGUUAUGAAUGGAGAAUAUCACAUGUGAAUGCUUUUUUGGAGAUGGUUGUUGAACAAGAGGAUCAAAUUGUUGAAGCUCUUCGUUCUGAUCUUGCUAGACCACCACUUGAAACUGUUGUCUAUGAGAUUGGUGUGUUUAAAAACUCAUGUGAAGUCACGCUAAAGGAAUUGAAACAAUGGAUGACACCAGAAAAGGCUAAAACUUCCAUCACAACUUUUCCUUCUUCAGCUGAAAUAGUACCUGAACCACUUGGUGUUGUGUUAGUCAUAUCUGCAUGGAACUAUCCAUUUUGUAAGUUCACCUUUGUGUUGUCCCUCGAUCCAGUUGUUGGAGCUAUAGCAGCUGGUAAUGUUGUGGUUCUAAAACCAUCAGAAAUUGCUCCAGCCUCCUCUGCACUGCUGGCAAAAUUGUUAGGGGAGUACAUGGAUAAUUCAUGUGUAAGAGUUGUGGAGGGUGCAAUUGAUGAAACUACUGCAUUGUUGCAACAAAAGUGGGACAAAAUUUUAUAUACCGGUAAUGGAAAAGUGGGAAGGAUAGUAAUGGCUGCGGCUGCAAAACACCUUACACCAAUUAUUCUAGAGCUUGGAGGAAAAUCUCCAACUGUUGUUGAUUCAAAUGUGAAUUUAGAGGUUACGGCUAGGCGGAUAAUUUCAGGCAAGUGGGGAUGCAACAACGGACAAGCCUGCGUUGCUCCUGAUUACAUUAUAACAACAAAAGACUUUGCUCCCAAAUUGGUAGAUGCCUUAAAAACGGAAUUAGAAAAUUUCUUUGGAAAGAAUCCAUUAGAAUCAGUUGAUUUGUCGCGCAUUGUGAGUUCUAACCAUUUUGCUCGCUUGACAAAGCUCUUGGAUGACAAUAAGGUUUCUGGCAAUAUUGUUUGUGGAGGUCAAAAGGAUGAAAGCAAAUUGAGGAUUGCUCCGACUCUUUUAUUAGAUGUUCCACGAGAUUCUCUUAUAAUGAGUGAGGAGAUCUUUGGUCCAUUGCUUAUCAAUGACACUGUCUUACAUCUUGUGGUUCAUACUUUCCCAUUUGGGGGAGUUGGCGAGAGUGGAAUGGGUGCAUACCAUGGAAAAUUCUCCUUUGAUGCUUUUACUCAUAGAAAGGCAGUUCUUUAUCGCGGUUUUACAUGCGAUGGAUCAAUAAGGUACCCACCUUAUACUGAUACAAAACAGAAAACGAUGAAGACUCUAGUCGCGGGUGAUGUUAUUGGUGUAGUCCGUGCUCUUUUUGGAUGGUCCUAGGCUGAAAAUAUAUUUACAAAUGUGGCACAUUGAUUCGUUCUGAUUUUAUUGUAUUUUAUUGUGCACAUUGAUUUCAU